Molecule: messenger RNA, 5178 nt
Organism: Coffea arabica (coffee)
Lineage: Eukaryota; Viridiplantae; Streptophyta; Magnoliopsida; Gentianales; Rubiaceae
Source: RefSeq, a predicted model, not a curated record
AUGAAGCCUGCGCGUUCUAGGAGCAGAAAAGCUCUCACUAUAGAGGCUGAGCAAAGCAAUGCAGCUCAACAUGAAGAUAUCUCUGGAGGGCAUGAGUUCCCAAGGACUCAGCCCGCGAACGAAGAAGCCAUAACUCGUAUGGCCGAGUUCGUAACAGAGAACCCCAACAUCUUUGAGGAGUUGGGAAGAUGCCUAAAAAGACAAGGCAAGCAAAAGGCCGAGUCUUCUAAGAGGAAGUCGGAUGGGUCUCCUGAGGACUCGUCUGAGGAAGAAUCUGAUGGGAGGCGCUUAAGCCGAAGUGCCUCAAAGCGAGCAUUUUCUAAGGCCACCUCUAAGGUAGCCUCCUUGACCAAGGCAUUUUCUCGAGGGCUCUUGGGGAGACGACCCGAGGAAGAGCCUCGGCCCUUGGGAAUACCUGGGGUGGACUGCAUGAGGGCUCCACCAUUCACAGAUGACAUAAACGAGGAAAGGCUCCCUCCUAACUUUAAGCUCCCUGCAGUACAAUCUUACGACGGCCGAGGUGAUCCCGAAGAUCACAUCCAUGCCUUCAUCUCGACCUUCCGCCUAUACUGCAUUCCAGACCCUGUUAUAUGCCGGGCCUUUCCACAGAACCCGGGAGAGUCACUCCGGUCGUAUGUCCGGAGGUUCCAUGAGAAAAGCGUUCAGAUACCUGACCCCAAUGAGCAGGUAACCCUCGCUGCCUUUACCCAUGGACUCGUUGUCGGAGAGUUCAAUACGGGGAUCCAUAAGAAGUAUCCCCGCACAUUGCAUGAAUUGUGGUUGAAUGUCGAAAAGGGCAUACAGGCCGAAGACCUCCACCGCAUGAAGAAAGAGGUCCAAACCACUCGCCCAAGGGCUGAUCCCAGAAAGGGAAAAGACGCUGGCCAAACUGAAGUGGGGUCGGGAAGUGGCUUCCGAAGUCCUGGCCAAGACCGCCGCAGCGUGUUCGACAGGAUAUCCAAGGGGAAGUCACCCAUUCCCGAGUCCGAGUUGACUCCUUUGAAUACUAUCCGAUCUCAGGUGUUGUCCGUAAUGGAACAAAACAACCUCGGGAAGGCCCCACCGAGGAUGUUUGGAAGCCGAGACAAGAGGAACUCGAACCUCUACUGCUUGUAUCACCGUGACAUUGGUCACGAAACUGAGGAUUGCAACGAUCUCAAGAAGGAGAUCGAGAACCUCAUUAGAUGGGGGCACUUGAAACAGUUCAUCCGCCGAGGAGGAGGCCACCAACGCGACGAAAACCGGCGUGACAAACGAGGUGACCAGCGCCGAGAUGAGCGGCGGACCACCAGAAGCAGUUGCCGACCCCCUGAGGAUCCCAGAAAGACGAAAAGGCCUCCCCCAGACGGAUCUGCAGGACAUGGGUUGGGAUAUGGGCCGAAUAUCGCUGGAGUCAUUAACACCAUUGCCGGAGGUCCGACGGGAGGGGAUAGUCAGAACUCCAGAAAGAGGACCUAUAGGCAGGCCAAUCCGGAUCAGGUCGAGUCGAGUUCUCGCCUGUCUGAGAUGAUCACCUAUGGACCCAGUGAUCCCGUCCCAGCUGCCUCCAGCAGUCAUGAAGUUUUGGUGAUUGAAGUCCUCACCAACAACUACAUUGUGAAAAAGGUCUACAUAGAUCCGAGAAGUUCAGUUGACGUCAUGUACCUUCGCACCUUUGAAAGUCUUAAACUGGCCAGGGAGCACAUGACCCCGGUGAGAACCCCUCUUGUAGGGUUCGAGGGGCACGUUGUGCACCCCGAGGGAAUGGUAACCCUGACGGUGACCGUGGGGCACCACCCCCGCUGCCGAACUAUCCCGGUGAAUUUCGUGGUGGUUAAGGCUGACUCCCCAUAUAACCUGCUCUUGGGUCGACCCACUCUUAAUGCUCUGCGGGUGGUGUACUCUACCUACCACCUAAGCUUUAAGUUUCCUACCCCCGCAGGGGUGGCCGAAAUCAGUAGCGACGUCUGCGCUGCCCGGGAGUGUUACCUCGCCACUCUACAAGCGGUCUCCCCCUCAAUCUCCGGAACGAGGCCCGAGAAGAGGUCAAAUAUCCUCUCAAUAGAUAGUAUCGACUCUCAGCGAGUUGAGAAGGUCCCGAGGCUGGAGACUAGGGAUGAGGUGGAAGAGUUUCCCGUGGACCCCACGAAGCCUGAUCAGACAGUUCGCAUUGGUACCCGAUUGCCCGGUCCUGUCCGAAGAGGUAUGGUGGACCUCCUCAGAGAAUAUCGGGACGUCUUUACUUGGGCCGCCGAAGAAGUCCAAGGAGUCCCGCACCACCUCAUGAUGCACAAGUUGAACGUCGACCCCCAAGUCCGUUCGGUCAAACAGAAGAGAAGGCACCUCGGCCCUGAGCGCAGCCGAGCUGUCGGUGAGGAAGUGGACAAGCUCUUACCCACUAAAAUAAUCCGGGAAGUCCAAUACCCAACUUGGGUGUCCAACCCGGUCAUGGUCAAGAAGGAUACGGGGGUUUGGAGAAUGUGCGUCGACUUCACCGAUCUCAACAAGACCUGCCCCAAGAACUGUUACCCAUUGUCCAAGGUUAAUAUCUUGGUAGACUCGGCAAUGGGAUACGAGAUCCUCUGUUUCCUGGAUGCGUUCAAAGGUUAUCACCAAAUUGGUGUGAGCCAAGAAGACCAGGAGAAGACGGCCUUCUACACUGACCGCGGCACGUACUGUUACACUACCAUGCCAUUCGGGCUGAAGCAUGCCGGAGCCACUUACCAACGCUUGGUCAACCAAGCAUUCAAGUCUCAGAUCGGCCGGAACGUUGAGGCCUAUGUGGAUGACAUCCUCCUCAAAAGCCAGACGACCUCUGCUUUUCUGGCCGACCUGAAAGAGGUCCUUGAUAUUCUCCGGAAGACGCGAAUGAUGCUGAACCCCAAGAAAUGCGUCUUUGGGAUCACCUCGGAAAAAUUUUUGGGUUACCUCGUCUCAAGACGAGGCAUAGAAGCGAACCCGGAUAAGGUGCGAGCCAUCCAGGAGAUGUCUCCACCUCAGUGCAUCCGCGAUGUCCAGAGGUUGACGGGGCGAUUGGCCGCCCUGAACCGGUUCCUAUCGCAGUCAGCUUCCAAGGCCCUGCCAUUUUUUAAAGUCUUGAAGAAAGCUGACCACUUCUCCUCGACUGAAGAGUGUCAACAGGCGUUUGAGCAGCUGAAGGACUACCUUCACUACCUUCCCACGCUCACCUCACCUCGUCCAGGGGACAAGUUGAUCUUAUACCUCUCUGCUGCGGUCGAAGCCGUGAGUGCCGUGCUGAUAAGGGAGGAAGGAGUCCAAAUGCCCGUCUACUACGUUAGUCGAGUUCUCCGAGGUCCCGAGACAAGAUACACACAAGCGGAGAAACUUGUGCUGACCCUGAUCCAUGCAGCCCGCAGACUCAAGCCCUAUUUCCUAGCUUACCACAUCUGUUUGAGGACUGAUCAACCACUCCGGCAGAUCUUGACACGACCUGAAGCAUCGGGACGUCUUACCAAAUGGGCCAUUGAGCUGGGGGAAUAUGACCUCUCUUAUGAAUCUCGCACGGCAAUUAAGGCCCAGGCUCUCGCGGACUUUUUAGCCGAGCUCACCUUUGAUGAGGUGAAAGAACCCAUCCCAACUACCAUCCCGGUCACAGCUGAAGUGGCCAUCGCAGGGCUCCAUGAGGGUAGUGGAGCAGGCUUGCUCCUCGAAGACCCCCAGGGAGAUGUGUGCUCGUACGCCCUGAGGUUCGACUUCGCUACCUCCAACAAUGAAGCCGAAUACGAAACUGUCAUAGCCGGCUUACAACUAGCUCGAAAACUCGGGGCCGCACACAUCUUGGUCUAUAGUGACUUCCAACUCAUCGUGAACCAGAUAUUGGGUGAAUACGAGGCCAGGGAUGAGGUGAUGCAUCGUUACCUCUCUAAGGUCCUCCAGCUGGUGGCGCACUUUGAGUCUUUCGAAAUUCAAAGGAUACCGCGGUCACAGAACCGGAGGGCUGAUGCUCUCUCCCGACUCGCUUCUACUUCUUUUGGCGACCUGAACAAGACGGUUCUCGUAGAAGUCCUAGUCGAGUCGGGUUACGAAGGAGAGGUUGUAUAUCCCAUUUAUCCCGGGGACACUUGGAUGGGGCCUUUGGUUCGAUUUCUCAGCCGGGGUGAGCUCCCAGACGAUCGAGCUGAAUCACGGAAGCUUCAACGAAAAGCAGCUCGGUACGCCCUCCUACAAGACCUCUUAUACAAGAGGUCUUACCUCGGCCCCUGGCUACGAUGUAUCACGCCGGAGGAAGGCUGGAGAAUCCUCCAAGACAUACAUGAGGGACUCUGUGGUGCUCAUGUCGGCUACAGGAUGCUCGUUAAGAAAACCCUGUUGCUGGGAUACUUCUGGCCAACCAUGAGAGUAGAUGUCCAGGUCAUGGUCCUUAGUUGCUCCUCCUGCCAGCAUCACGCCCUUGAGCACCACCAGCCGACCAACCUUAUGAUCCCCAUCACCUCGCCAUGGCCAUUCGAGCAAUGGGGAACUGACAUAAUUGGUCAAUUCUCCAGGGCUCCAGGCAACUAUGCCUACGUGGUGGUGGCCGUGGACUAUUUCACCAAGCAGUUCGCAGAUAAUCCUUUCAAGGAGUGGUGUGAAAACUUGGGGAUUAAGCAACAUUUCACUUCGGUUGGACACCCUCAGGCAAAUGGACAGGUUGAGAACUUUAAUCGAACUCUCCUUCAUGGUCUCAAAACCAGGCUUCACCGGACUGGAUCGUCCUGGAUGGAAGAGCUUCCUAGCGUGCUGUGGUCCUACCGAACGACGCCGAGAUCAGCAACUCAAGAAACUCCGUUCUCUCUAACUUAUGGAUCCGAGGCUGUCGUCCCAGCCGAGUUCAUCACUCCCAACCCGCGAAUGGCCGCGUAUGCUGCCGAGGUCAACGAAGAGGAGCGACGAGUUGAUCUCGACCUCGCCGAAGAGAAACGCGAUAUGGCCGCGGCCAAAGUUGCUAUUUAUAAAAAUAUCCUAACUGGUUAUUAUAAUGCUCGAGUCAGACACCUAAGAUUCAGUCCGGGAGACCUGGUACUCCGGAAGAACUCGAUUAGCCGAGCUGAACCCCAGGGGAAACUUAACCCCAAAAGGGAGGGACUCUACCGUGUUGUUGAGUCCAGCAAAAAUGGAUAUUGUAAACUAGCUUACCGAGAUGGUUCUCGGGUGCCCCGAACUUGGCACGCUGAAAACCUUAAGUUGUAUCACCCUUGA